Messenger RNA from Centruroides sculpturatus (bark scorpion), 1951 nucleotides. RefSeq names its product heterogeneous nuclear ribonucleoprotein U-like protein 1. The record is from RefSeq and is a predicted model, not a curated record. NCBI's taxonomy places the organism in Eukaryota, Metazoa, Arthropoda, Arachnida, Scorpiones, Buthidae. Bases 31 to 1365 code for a protein of 444 amino acids. The transcript has 11 exons.
AUAUUGCAAUUAUGCUAAUUUUUUUAGAAUAUGGAUGAUGAUCCAGUGCAGAUAAGUUUUGCUAAAAAUGGACAACAUGAAGGUGUAGCAUUUGAAAUAACCAAAGAAGAAUUAGAAGAUCAAGCACUAUAUCCACACAUUCUUACCAAAAAUUGUUCCUUUGAAGUUAAUUUUGGACAAAAUGAAGAACCUUAUUUUCCUUUACCUGAGGGGUAUGAGGAUUACCGAUUUAUCAGCACAGUUCCAUUAGAAGAACGUGAAAGAGGAGUAAAGCCACCAGAAAAGCGAGAGGAUUGUGAGAUAAUCAUGAUGUGUGGACUUCCUGCAAGUGGUAAAACUACUUGGGCUCUAAAAUAUGCUGCUGAAAAUCCAGAGAAAAAAUAUAACAUUCUUGGCACUAAUAGCAUUAUAGACAAAAUGAAAGUAAUGGGACUUCCAAGAAAGAAAAAUUAUUCUGGAAGAUGGGAUGUUUUAAUUGAAAAGUCUACUAGAAGUUUAAAUAAAUUACUUGACUUGGGAGCUAGAACACUUCGCAAUUUUAUUUUAGACCAGACCAAUGUGUACGCCUCUGCACAGAGAAGAAAAAUGCGCCCUUUUGAAGGUUUCAAGCGCAAAGCUGUUGUCAUUGUACCAACAGAUGAGGAGUUCAAACGGAGAUGUGAAAAACAAGAAAAGGACGAAGGCAAAGAUGUGCCUGACCAUGCGGUUAUGGAGAUGAAAGCAAACUUCACUCUUCCACAACCAGAAACUGUGUUUGAUGAAAUAAUAUAUGCUGAGUUACCUGCUGAGGAAGCUGAACCUUUAAUUCGAAAAUAUAACGAGGAAGGACGCAAGGCAGCACCACCUCAUAAACGCUUCCGUCCGAAUGAUAGAUCUCGAGGCCCUCCACCUCGUGGCCCUCCAGGUCGUCGUGGAGGUUAUGGUGGUGGCAAUCCUGGAUGGGGUUCUAGACCCUCUGGUUCUGGAGGCUAUAGGGGACCACCACCUGGUGGUCGGGGUGGAGCAAUUCCAUUAAGAGUGAGUGAAAACAGAAGUAGUAGAAAUAAAAAAGGUAUGUAUGGUGGCCCUAGACCUCGUGGCCCUCCUGGUGGACAUAGAGGUCAUCCCCGGGGUCCUCCUGGUGGUGGCAGUGGCAACAGACAAAGACGUGGUGGCUCGGGUUAUAAUUAUAAUCAAGGACAGUGGAACCAAGGACAAUGGAAAUCUGGUGGCAAUUAUUAUAAUCAACAAGGUUAUGGCAGUUCAUAUCCUUAUCAUCAACAGUGGAGUCAACAACCGUAUUAUCAACAGAAUCAAGGAUAUGGUCAAGGAUAUUAUAAUCAAGGAUAUUAUCAUCAGGGUUAUGGUGGAUAUGGACAGAAAUAAAUUACAUUUUUAAUUGCUUAUCAUCUUUUCAUUUUAUCAUUGACAACUGCCAAACAAAAUUAUUCCUGUCAAAUAAAAAUUAUAUUGACAGAUUUGAAAUUUGUUUGUAGUCAUGUAAAAUUGAUAUAAAAUUAAAUAUAAUAUGCUUUUAGUAUUAAUAGUUAAAUAAUCAUUUUUAUGGUGCUGUCUCUUUUGUGGUGUCAUACAGCCUCAAUCUUUCUUAAAAUUGUGCUUGAACAAAUCAGUUUUGACAGUUUAACUAUUAAAUGUUUAAAUAGUGUAUUCUUAUUUUGCAAAUGCACACAGGCUGUUUUUUUUUUUUUAAAUUUUAUGAAUGUCUAUUCACCCAUUGAUUUAUAUACAUCAAUUUUGUUUGUAUAUAUAUUAUAUAUAUAUAAUUUUAUAUAGUAGGUCAUGUUUUGCAUCAUAAUGGCAGUGUGAUAAAAAAAAAACUGAAAAUAAAAAGCAGUCUUAACAUGUAUGUAAAACUAUAUUUCAAUUUGAAUUAGAUUAAAUAGUUAAAAAAAAGCCAUCACAUCUGUGUAUUUUGCAUCAUUAUGAUAUUCUAACCAAAUCAUUGAAUAAU